This is a messenger RNA of Spodoptera exigua (beet armyworm), 840 nucleotides long. Lineage: Eukaryota; Metazoa; Arthropoda; Insecta; Lepidoptera; Noctuidae. The record is from the annotation of a GenBank genome assembly.
AUGUAUUUCAAAAUAUUGUUUGUUUUUUGUUUUUGUGUAAACUACAAUGCUAAUGGUAUACCUCUAGAAGCAUCCAUGCAGGAUCUCAAUAGCUACUUCACUCCUCGCGUCAUAGGGGGUGAGAAUACUCCUGAAGGUUACGCUCCCCAUAUGGUAGCGAUACUGAUUGGAGACGAAGUGUUCCAACUGAUAGUUUGUGGAGGUUCCUUGGUGAAGGUUGAUUUGGUGAUGACUGCAGCCCACUGCAUUACUGAGUUUCAAGUACAAGGAGUAUUGAUGCAAUCAUUCCACGCAGUAGCUGGAUCAAACAACUGGAAGACGGGAGGUACAAAGGUCUAUUUCCAGAACUACCACAUCCACCCAGAAUGGGAUCCUGUCCAUAUUAAGAACGACAUUGGCUUCCUCGGACUCACUAAGAAGUUGGAAUUGGGUGAUCAUUUACAGCUGGCUGCCAUGAGCUCAAAGUUUGUGGGUCAAGAAGCCAGUUCUGUAACAGGAUGGGGAUGGAUAGCGCAAUGGUCUCUCACUCCUUUUCAUCUCCAAAUUUUGGAGGUGACCACGUUGUCUCCUGAGGAUUGUACCGAUAGGGUUCGUGAAGCGAGCACCGUCAUGUGGCCAAAUGCCCCUCACGUGGAUCCUACUAUUGAAAUCUGCACCUUACAUUCUACUGGCAGCGGCUUAUGCUAUGGAGACUCCGGUAGUGCCCUAAUGUCGAAGGAAACUGGGACUCAAAUUGGAAUAGCUUCUUGGGCUUUCACAUGUGCUCGUGGUGUACCUGACAUGUUCGUGAGGAUCAGUGCAUUCAAGGACUACAUUGAAUCUGUCAUGGAACAAUACUAA